CUUCAUUUCCCCGAUGGCUGCGCGCUCCGUUACCUGAGCUAGAGCUGAAGGGCCGAAACCUUCAUCUAAGAUUUUUCUUUUUUAAGUUCUCAGGAGGAAAGUGUGACAGCGAACUGAGGCUUUUGGUUGCUCGGCGGGUCACCUCAUCUGGAAGAGCGGGAGGACGAGAGCUUGACGCUUAUCGAACGACCCAACUUCCGGUCGGCGGGCAAAAACCUAGGGCGCUUCUCCUUUAAUUGCGGUGGGCGGGACGCGGCGACGCCACCGGCGUUGCUAUUGGUGGCGAUUGGGGGCGCGGAAACUGAACCGGCACAACUGCCGACCCAGCUAUCUCUGGCACUUGGGGCGCAGCUGGUCCUGCCAGCCCCGCUAGCCCCGUCAUGGCUGCUCCUAGCCAGGAGGACCCCUCACUGGAGAGACAUUUUAAGGGCCACCGAGAUGCAGUCACCUGUGUGGACUUCAGUCUCAACACCAAGCACCUGGCCAGUGGCUCCAUGGAUUCAACCCUUAUGAUCUGGCACAUGAAGCCCCAGUCACGUGCCUACCGCUUCACGGGCCACAAGGAUGCUGUGACCUGUGUGAAUUUCUCCCCAUCGGGACACCUGCUUGCCUCAGGCUCCCGAGACAAGACUGUUCGCAUCUGGGUACCCAAUGUCAAAGGCGAGUCAACUGUAUUUCGUGCACACACGGCCACAGUGAGGAGUGUUCACUUCUGCAGCGAUGGCCAGUCACUUGUGACAGCCUCUGAUGACAAGACAGUCAAAGUGUGGUCAACUCAUCGCCAGAGAUUCCUGUUUUCCCUGGCCCAGCACAUCAACUGGGUCCGCUGUGCCAAGUUCUCCCCUGACGGGCGGCUCAUCGUGUCUGCCAGUGAUGACAAGACUGUCAAGCUGUGGGACAAGACCAGCCGGGAGUGUAUCCACUCAUACUGUGAGCACGGCGGUUUUGUCACCUACGUGGACUUCCACCCCAGUGGUACCUGCAUUGCUGCUGCCGGCAUGGACAACACGGUGAAGGUGUGGGAUGCGCGGACUCAUCGGCUGUUGCAGCAUUAUCAGUUACACAGUGCAGCCGUGAAUGCCCUUUCCUUCCACCCAUCGGGAAACUACCUCAUCACAGCCUCCAGUGACUCAACGCUGAAGAUCCUGGACCUGAUGGAGGGCCGGCUGCUCUAUACGCUUCAUGGGCACCAGGGGCCUGCUACCACUGUUGCCUUUUCAAGAACGGGGGAGUAUUUCGCUUCUGGAGGCUCCGAUGAGCAGGUGAUGGUCUGGAAGAGUAACUUUGACAUUGUUGAUUAUGGAGACGUGAAGGCACGGAGGCCCCCACCCCUAACCAGCUCUUCUGGAACUCUGCCAAAAAUGGAUUUGCCUGUCCCACCAGGCAGAGACAGGAGUCUGGAAUCAGUUCAAGGCGAGCCCCAGGAGUCCAUCAGCAUGCCUCAGACACUGACCAGCACACUGGAGCACAUCGUGGGCCAGCUGGACAUCCUCACGCAGACAGUGUCCAUUCUGGAACAGCGACUGACACUGACAGAAGACAGGCUGAAGCAGUGCCUGGAGAACCAGCAGCUAAUCAUGCAGAGAACGCCACCGUGAUGAGGGGAGCAAGGAUCAGGAGCUCAGUGAUUGGGGGGAUAGCAGGCCAGGGAUUUGUAUGGGGACUUGAGUAAAUAAAUAAAGGGAUCCCACCUGAGAGAGCCACAUCUUA
This is a messenger RNA of Mus caroli (Ryukyu mouse), 1710 nucleotides long. It is a transcript of the gene Poc1a, whose product is annotated as POC1 centriolar protein A. The record is from RefSeq and is a predicted model, not a curated record. Gene Ontology annotation, biological process: cilium assembly. Lineage: Eukaryota; Metazoa; Chordata; Mammalia; Rodentia; Muridae. Gene Ontology annotation, cellular component: ciliary basal body; centriole. Gene Ontology annotation, molecular function: protein binding.